CCAACCGGCUAACCGGAAAUUUUGUUAGAAAUUUCGGUCAUUUCCUCUCCGUCUCCUCGUCGUGUUCUCUAAACUAAUAAUUUACGGUGAGAGAAGAAGGGAUCGCAUCGUCUUAUCUGUCGAACUACAAACAAGUAUUAUUAAUGUUUGUUGCUGCCAUGGUGGAGAAGAGGCUUCUGUAGCAGAAAAAAAAGUCAGAACAGUUGACAACAUCAUAAUCAGCCUGCAGCCGCCAUGAGGUGACAACUGUGACAUUUUGUACUUUUGCUGACGUGGACACAUGGCAAGGAUUACUUUGUCCUGCCUGCCAGCCUCCUGGUACUGCAGCGUGUCCCUGCUGUCUCUGGGCUGUGCCCCAAGACAGAGGCUUCUGCUCCUGCUGCUGCUGCUCAUCACCUCUGCCUUCCUCCUUCUGGAAACCUACCAAAGGCAGCUAUGGGGUACCCAGCGACGGUCUGGGACCCAAAUUAACAAAUACCUCUCCCUCACCGAGUCUAUGGAGGCUACCGACAUCCUCAACCCUUCACUGAAUUAUGGCAUCGUGGUGGACUGUGGCAGCAGUGGCUCCAGGGUCUUUGUGUAUUACUGGCCGCCCCAUAACGGGAACCCCCACACCCUACUGGACAUCAGACAAAUGAGGGACCGCAGCCGCAACACAGUCGUCAAGAAGAUCAAGCCUGGAAUCUCCACUCUGGCAACCACACCAACGCAGGCCAGUGACUACCUCCACCCUCUCCUCAGCUUUGCUGCUGCUCAUGUCCCAAAGAACAAACACAAAGAGACUCCACUCUACAUCCUCUGUACUGCUGGCAUGCGGCUGCUGCCUGAGAGCCAGCAGGCAGACAUUAUAGAGGAUCUUGUCACCGAUGUCCCCCUGGAGUUUGAUUUCCUCUUUUCCCGUUCACAUGUUGAGGUCAUCUCUGGGAAACAGGAAGGAGUGUAUGCUUGGAUUGGCAUUAACUUUGUCUUGGGCCGCUUCGACCAUCCUGAUGAGGAGGAUGCCACAGUCGAAGUGACGACAAGUUCUCAGAACCAGCAGCCAAUCAGCAGACGGCGCACAGUGGGCAUCAUGGAUAUGGGUGGAGCUUCGCUUCAGAUCGCCUAUGAGGUGCCCAGCGCCAUCACCUUCAACUCACCUCAAGAAGAGGAGGCAGGGAAGAGCUUCCUCGCAGAGUUUAAUCUGGGCUGUGAUGUCGAGCACACGCAACACGUGUACCGAGUGUAUGUCACCACGUUCCUGGGCUUUGGAGGAAACAUGGCCAGGCAGCGCUACGAGGACCAGCUCUUUAACAGCACCUUCACCAAGAACAGAUAUCUAACCACACAGACGGGUCUGAGUAAGGACAAACCGUACCUGGACUCCUGCCUGCCCGUCGGACUGAGUGAAACAAUAGUCCGUGACAAUCGCACGCUGCACCUGAGGGGUCAGGGUGACUGGACCAAGUGUCAGGAGGCAGUGCGACCCUUCCUGGGUCUCCACAAUGGCACAAUGUCACCAAGAGGCGUCUAUCAGGCUCCCAUCAACUUCAGCAACAGUGAGUUCUAUGGUUUCUCUGAGUUUUACUACUGUAUGGAGGACGUGCUCAGGAUAGGAGGACAGUACAACAGUGAGAAAUACUCCAAAGCUUCUAUGGACUACUGCUCUACCCAGUGGUCGACACUGAAACAGCGUCUGGAAAACCACCUUUACUCCAAGCAGGCAGACGACAGCAGACUGAAGUAUCAGUGCUUCAAGUCAGCCUGGGUGUAUGAAGUGUUACACUCUGGUUUCCGUUUCCCCACCGACUACCCGAACCUGAAAACAGCCCAGCUGGUUUAUGACAAAGAGGUCCAGUGGACUUUGGGGGCCAUCCUGUACAAAACCCGCUUCCUGCCUCUCAGGGACCUGCAGCAGGAAGCACUGCGGCAGAACCACCCCAGCUGGCUGCGCUCUUCAUUCGUCUACAACCACCACCUGUUCUCACUCUGCAUCCUGGUGGUGGUGCUGGCCAUCCUGCUCUACAUCCUGCGCCUGCGGAGGAUCCACCAGCGGGAGCAGCGGCAGGCCGAGGUCCUGAACCUCCUCUGGGUGGAAGAGGGAGAGGCUCUCCUCCCCUGAGAAAUAUGUCUGGGACGGGAGGCUCCACACUAAUCGCAUGCAGAGUCUUAUGUGUGCCUCACUGUGUGUGAAAAAUGUGAGUAUGGAGGACAGUUGAGGAAGGGAGAAAUUACUCAGUGGAAAAGCGUGUGACUUGGUAGAUUAUGAUGUAAGAGGAGACCAGACAAAAACAUCGCAGCAUGGAGACAGUUUAAUGAGCCCCGAAAUCAAACACCUCUGUAUAUCCUUUGAUCGUACAGAGCUCACCUCAGACUGGAAAGACAGACUCUGGGCUCACUUUCUUCUCUUCACGACCACUUUGGAUGAAAAGAAUCACCCCAGGUUUACAGGAUCAAACCACUCCUUUUUUGGGGGGGGGGGCUACCCAUUCCUUCGAAGAUCUUAUUUCUAGGUUAAAGGCAGUGUGGAUGGUUAACCUGGAUGUGGUGUCAUUGUUAAUGUUUCCACUGCUGACUGAGGAGAAAACACGAGAGGAUAGAGAUAAUUUUACAAUAUGGGCUCAGAACAAAAGUCACCUAAAAGGACAGCAGAGGGAGUGGUCAUUCGUUAUCAUCUAAUUGCUUUGUUUUUUGUUUUAUCAUAUAGAAAGUCAAAGCAGUUGCACAAAAAUUCAGUUCUUAAAGGGGACCUUAACAUUUUUCCCACCUAUGUACUGUCACAGUGGUUGGUGGUCAUAUGAAAUAAAAGUUUCAAGUAAUGAGGUCAGUCAGUGGGCAAUAAUCUUUGUGGGUAAAAGCUCAGGCUUCAGACUGAUUUAAACACUCAGUUUGACUUUUUUUUUUCUACCCGUGGCUCUGUAUGAUGUCAGUGACAGAGGAUAGCCCAAAUAUGGGCAUCUCAGGCACAUUACACUCACUGUGAGCACAGAAGCCCCCGCUGGCUUAAAGAGAAGGUCGCAAGAGCAAAAGCAGUUCACUUUAGAUAGAAGAUGAACUGGGAGAGCUCCACUGAGGCCCAGUAUAAGUUAAAUAAGGAUUAUAUUUAGACAUGAAUCAUACAGAGCUACUCUGGUACAGUCAAAGGAUAAAAAUGAGCAUAUUAGGUCCACAUAAAACAAACCCAGGCAGCCUGAGCUCUAGUCUAAGUUUAAUGCGAGCAGAGCUGAGAGUAGGCAGAGGCUGAAUGAGUGCCAGAUGUUUAUAUGGACCACCCAUCAUGAGACAGGUUGUGUACAUAUAUGACUGGAUGGUAUAUGAUGCAUGUGAUUAUAGAGCGACUUCCGUUUUAACGCGAAUCCUGUUUACAUGCUGUUUACAUCUCCAAAUAUCACACAAACACAACAUUAUGCCACAACAUGCCAAACAUUACUCACCUGUGUCAGUGGAAAUACCAGGUAAAAUCUGCCUCUUUUGCAUACAGGUUUUUGUAUCCUACAUGUCCUGUGCUUUCCCCCUGCCAUCAUUUCUGUAGCCCAGUGUUACUUUCCCUUUAUCUGUGAAAUGACAUCUGUAACAAACCCUUAGCUGCCUCAUACCUGAGAACUUAUUUUUGUUUCAGCCUUCAUGCCCAGCUGAAUUGCUCACUUCUCCAAAACUGGCAUUUCAUUGUAAGUUAGUGCAAGUUUAUUUAAAGCUUGUUGUUUCUCCACAAUCAAAGAUAGGGUUUCACCCACAGCUCCGUUCAUCUCGAUGGGAAGAUUUCCUUGAAAGCAAUCCUGCAGACUGAUGAUGUCAGCUGCAUCACUUUGGCCUCAGACCAUGGUUUGAUACUUGAAUUCCACUGCUGUCCUGCCAAGACCCCCGUCCAACCAAAUUUUAAUCAGAGGGUAGGCAGGGCCAAGAAGCUUUUUAGCUGAAAUAAGCAAGGAGGCUUAAUCAGAGUCUGGACGGAGGCACUGAAAGCAGAAGAAGAACCUGCAGGCCUGAUUUAAGCAGAUGCUGUCUGAUUUUUGAAUGCAAUAACUCAGAGAAAGCGGGGAGGGAAACUUUUCCUGUGCCUCAGGCUUAGAUGGAUACUGGGACAUGAACAAAAGUACAGAACAGCUCUCAGUCUGUGUUUCUAAUAUCAAGAUGAACUACUUUAAAGCCAUUUUUAGGAGUAGAGCCUAAUGCAGACAAAGAGGUUUAUUCCAUUCUGUGUCUACUGUAUAAUAUAGCUGUAAAUUGAAAUCACUGUUUUGUUUUGUUUUUUUGUCUGUUUUUGAGCGAUAUGUGCUGACAGACUGAUCGAGCUGUGCAGCAAACCAUGAAGAUAGAAAUAUGUGUUUGAGCCACACCUGGUGACAUUUCCUGAGAAGUCCUAUAAAUCAUAGAUCGAUCCUACAGUGGAUUGUUUUUAAAUGUUCAAAUGUAUGGCUCAGAGUUGCUCACAGUGAUUUCAGUCAGUGGGACGGGGCAUGAUUCAUCCAGCUGAACGAUGAUGACUCCAUUGUUUUCAAAGAAAACUGUCCUUUUGUAAGCUGUAAGUGGUGCUAAUGUGAAUGUUUUGUUGUUUAGAGAAGCGGAGCCGUUUGAGAGCUCUGCGUCAUUUCAGAACAUUAAAUAUGUUCUCUUGUUUUCUCCGUUCUGCUCCUCCUCGUAUAGAUGAGUUCUGACUUGUCUUCAUCAAAUCGUCAGUGUUCAUUUGUAACGUUUCUCCCAUCUGUAUGCAACAAAUACUUUCACUCUUAUAUUCUUAAUCAGUGAGACUUGAGUGCCAACAGGUCCAUUUUGUUUCAUUCCAGUUCUUAUAUUUUUAAAAAACUGCAAACCUCUUUCUGAUCCAUCCUGAUGAGGAUUUUUAAGAUUUCUGCUGCUUCUGUGAUAUUUUGACUCCUGACGGAGGACCAGUCACUGACUGUCUUUCCAGAGCUGGGCAUUGUGCAAUGUUGAACAGUAAUUCACUGAAGAGGAGACUUGAUUUCAAUGUUUUUAAUUGUGGUACUUUUAAUGUAAAUGUGAACCGAAUCAAUCCCAAUAAAUGGUUCUUUGUAAUUCAA
Oreochromis aureus is the source of this 5015-nucleotide messenger RNA. RefSeq names its product ectonucleoside triphosphate diphosphohydrolase 7-like. Gene Ontology annotation, molecular function: nucleoside diphosphate phosphatase activity. The transcript has 14 exons. Gene Ontology annotation, cellular component: membrane. The record is from RefSeq and is a predicted model, not a curated record. NCBI's taxonomy places the organism in Eukaryota, Metazoa, Chordata, Actinopteri, Cichliformes, Cichlidae. Bases 281 to 2098 code for a protein of 605 amino acids. Gene Ontology annotation, biological process: nucleoside diphosphate catabolic process.